GUCCAGGCAAGAAGGGGAAAGCAAAAAAAAAAGAGCUGGUCGUCAAAGACGAAUACGAGCGAUUCUCAUCUUUGUUCCGUCCUUGAGUCACACGGAGAUGCUUUCCUGUGCUUGAAGCGAUGACGACCGCGUCCGUACAGAGUCACGACGACGAGGGCGUCCUGAUGCCUUCUCUGCGCGUCGGCGCGGCUUCUGGCCUUGCCGGCCUUCUGUUUGGAGGCGUAGUCGGCACCGUCCGCUCGGCGCAUCCGGUCUUGUGGGCUUCCGUCACGUCGAUCCAGUGGUCUCUGCUGGGCGGCACGUACUGGCUGUUCCGAUCGUCGCUGCUGCAGACCCGCGUCGACGACGCUGCGGACCUCCGGACGCGCUCCUACAUCAGCGCCAUCUCCGGAGGCCUCUCUGCCGCCGUCGUCGGCGGCGUGACGCGGGGCCGCGCGAACAUCUUGCCCGGCACCGUCGUCGGCUCGCUGGCCGGCUACGCGGGACAGCAAGCGUACAGCGCCCUGGACCAGCGCCACACCGAAUCCAUCAUCUCGUCUUCGAGCGCUGGAGGCAGCGACGAGGCGAAGAGGGAGCCGCUCUGGAGACGGAUCACCGAGUCCAGGUUCAGUCCCGUGAAGCGUCUCUCGGACCAGGAGUACAAGAAAGUGCUCGAAGAUAAGCUGCUGCGCGUGGAGGCCGAGAUUGCGGUCCUGGACGACGACAUUGCCGCACUGAGGAGAGCGGACGAGAGCGCCAAAGAAGGCCCGAAGUGAGACCCUCAACAGUUCUUGCGAGAAGGCCCGGAGUCGCGAUGAAGCAGCACGCAACUGUUGAUCGCGUCCAGGAAUCACCCAGGUUAAUUGCGUGACGUAUCCAAAGCGUUGAACAGGCGUGUGCAUUGUCCCAUGUGUGCUUUGCCAUUCAACUCCAUCGGCUCCGGCUGAAGCGUCUUACAAUUCAAGUGUAUCGUCAGGGCUGAGAAACCGUCAAGGUUGACGAAGAGCGGAAUCGCGCAUCAAAUCGUACCAAGAUGAGAACUGUAUACUGUAUGAAUAGAAAAAGGACGGAGAGGAAAGAAAAAAAAUAAAAAAAAAAAAAAUGGCGCUCUGCGAAACGUCAAGAAACUCCCUCUGCUAUUACGACACUUCUGCAAUCGAAAGACUUAUCAAAUUCUCUAUUCCUAUCCUGCUAAUCCGGUCCCCCUCGCUGCGCUGUGACUC
This is a messenger RNA of Verruconis gallopava, 1202 nucleotides long. RefSeq lists its product as uncharacterized. Bases 120 to 755 code for a protein of 211 amino acids. Lineage: Eukaryota; Fungi; Ascomycota; Dothideomycetes; Venturiales; Sympoventuriaceae. The transcript has 2 exons. The record is from RefSeq and is a predicted model, not a curated record.